UCUACUUGCCUUCGCUCCCCGGCUCUGUGGCCGCGCUCCCUCCCUCCCCUCCGUCCCGCCCCCUCCAGCCCUUGCUGCCGGGCUCCUACAGGCCCCCUCGCUGUCCGCGUUCCUAUGGACAGACGCACAGACACCUGCAGGAAAGACACUGCUGAUCCUGUAACAUGGAGGAUUGCCUUCAUACCUCAUCUGAGAAUCUAUCCAAAUUGGUCAGCUGGGCCCACAGCCAUGGGACCAUUUGCAGCCUCAUUCCAAACCUGAAACAUUUGCUUUCAGAAGGUUCCCAUGGGAACCUGACAGCAAUGUGGGGCUGUAGUGCGGGCCAUGCUUAUCACUGGCCACUGACAGCUACUUGCAGAGCUGGCUCCCAAGAAAGGGUCUGUUUCCAGGAUAACAGAAGCUUUAACUCUGAUAGUCCCAGUAUAAUUGGAGUGCCCUCUGAGACACAAACUAGCCCUGUUGAAAGGUACCCUGGGAGACCAGUGAAAGCAAAGCUAGACUGUAAUCGGACCAGAGACUCUUGUGACUUCUCUUAUUGCAGUGAGCCCUCUGAACUGGAUGAAGCUGUUGAAGAGUAUGAAGAUGAAAACACUCUGUUUGACAUGGUUUGUGAGUCUUCUGUUACAGAUGAGGAUAGUGACUUUGAACCCCAAACCCAAAGGCCUCAAAGCAUUGCUCGGAAAAGGCCUGGAAUAGUCCCAUCUUCUCUCCAUUCAAGCUCCCAAGCUCAGAUGAUUGAUGAAUGCAGCAGUGAUGUGAUCAUUAAGAAAAUCAAACAGGAGAUUCCUGAAGAUUAUUAUAUUGUGGCAAAUGCAGAGCUGACCGGAGGGGUAGAUGGACCAGCCCUCUCGUUGACGCAGAUGGCAAAACCUAAGUCUCAGACUCAUGCUGGUCCCUCCUGUAUAGGGUCUGCUAAGCUGAUUCCCCAUGUAACAUCUGCCAUCAGCACAGAGCUAGACCCACAUGGUAUGUCUGCAUCCCCCUCUGUGAUGUCUAGACCAGUCGUCCAGAAGACUGGUAGGGUAUCUUUGGCUUCACCAAACAGAGGACCCACUAGUGCCCAUGGCACCAGCCAACAGGUGGCCAUACAGAUGCCGGUGAGCACAUCCCAUCCUAACAAACAGAUCAGCAUCCCUUUGUCUGCCCUGCAGCUGCCUGGACAGGAUGAGCAAGUUGCUUCUGAAGAGUUCCUGUCCCAUCUGCCCAGCCAGGUCUCCUCCUGUGAGGUGGCCCUUUCUCCCUCAGUUAACACAGAGCCAGAAGUGAGCUCCAGUCAGCAGCAGCCUCCAGUUGCUCCGACCAUAACCACUGAGGCCACGGCACAGUGCAUACCAGCCUAUUCUACUAAGCUCAACAAAUUUCCUGUAUUUAAUAUUAAUGAUGACUUGAAUGAUCUGUGUACCAGUGCAGUAAGCCCAAAUACGACCAAAGCAACACGGUAUGCCCUGAAUGUGUGGCGAUAUUGGUGUAUGACCAAUGGGCUCAAAGAUCACACAGACAUCACCAAGAUCCCUGCAGUGAAGCUGAACGAGCUGCUCGAGAACUUUUAUGUCACCGUUAAGAAGAGCGACGGCUCAGACUUCCUGGCCACGUCGCUGCACGCCAUCCGCCGAGGCCUGGACCGCAUCCUGAAGAAUGCAGGCGUGGGCUUCUCCAUCACCAGCAGCACCUUCAGCUCCUCCACCAAGAAGCUCAAGGAGAAGCUGUGGGUGCUGAGUAAGGCAGGGAUGUCAGGUGCCCGUUCUCGCAACAUCGUCUACUUCUCCCUCUCUGACGAGGAGGAGAUGUGGCAGGCAGGGUGUCUGGGGGAUGACAGCCCCGUCACCCUUCUGUCCACCGUGGUCAAGUACAACAGCCAAUACCUGAAUAUGAGGACGCUGCAGGAGCAUGCUGAUCUGAUGUAUGGUGACAUCGAGCUGCUCAAAGACCCACAGAACCAGCCCUAUUUUGCCCGGACAGACAGUGUCAAGCGGGAGAGUCGGAGUGGUUCCACUCGAGUGUGCCACGGGAAGAUCUACCACGAGCAUUCCAGGGGACAUAAACAGUGCCCUUACUGCCUCCUCUACAAGUACAUGUACAUCCACCGACCACCCACCCAGAUGGAGGCCAAGUCCCCUUUCUACCUUACCGCCAGGAAGGAGGCCGCAGACAUGGGCAGCGUGUGGUACGAGGAACAGAGGAUGGGACUGAGGUCUCUUCGGGGAAUUGUCCCGAACUUAGCCAAGAAGGUCAAGCUGGAAAACUGUGAGAACUUCACCUUCGUCUCAUUUACUCAGGUCUCCAGGAGGCUUGGCUCCCACAGCUGCUGCCAGUGAGUCUCCCCUGGGUCCUGGCCACCACCCGACACACCCUGGCAGGCGGGCGCUCCCCCCGCAGCCAAGGCCAGAGCUCUGAGGCAGCAGGGAUGACCGUGACUUCAUGGUCAGGCUGGUCCCUGUCAGUGGGACUUCCUAUUUCUUUGACUUUGCGUUUGUUUUUUUAACUGAAAGUAGAUGAAUAUUUAGGAUGUUUUAUCCAGAUGUGUGUCACCUUUGUUAAAUUAUAGAGUCUAAUGCACUGUAUAAAUUACUAUAUACACAAGAGUGAGGAAGUUCAUUUUAUCUAGUGCCUUUUUAGCACAGAUUUUCUCAAAAAAAAUAAAAGGGAGUGGGGAAGAAAACCGUUUAAGUAGUCAUU
This is a messenger RNA of Lipotes vexillifer (Yangtze River dolphin), 2676 nucleotides long. RefSeq names its product KIAA1958 ortholog. The transcript is spliced from 4 exons. The record is from RefSeq and is a predicted model, not a curated record. NCBI's taxonomy places the organism in Eukaryota, Metazoa, Chordata, Mammalia, Artiodactyla, Lipotidae. The coding region runs from base 165 to 2315 and encodes 716 amino acids.